AUGGAGACUCUACCUGGAGUUGCUCCUCCGGAGCAGCAGAAUACUUAUUUCUACAUUGGACAACAUGAGACGAAGAGGACUGUUCCUGUGACGACUGAGCUGGCGGAACAGGCCCAGGAUGCUGGUUACGAUAUGAUGACUAGACCCAUUACAUCUCCGGGAUUCCAAGCACGCGUUCUGUCAUCGGUAGAUGCAUACUACGAGUCCGUGUCAGCAUCCUCCGACGCAAAUGCUGUUCCUUACCCUCUCAUUGCACCUCUUACACCUGAAGACACCAACUUGGUACCUGACGAUACCAUGCUGUCCACCAUGAUUUGCUGCACGAGCCCCUGGAUUGAUCUUGCCUCUCCAGACCCAGUGAUCGCUCAUGUCUCUCGCCAGGUAUUCAACCAUGAAGUUGCCUAUGCUGCUUUCUGCGGUGUCAACAAUAUCAUGAUCCAGGGACCUAACCUUGAGGCUUCUUCUGUGGUUAGCCAGUAUGCUAGAGCUAUUGGGCAUUCGCUGGAGGUUGGUCCGUAUAUCAACUUGCAGAUUCUGCUUCCUAUGCAGCCGACCGAGCGCAAGGCCGCUCAGGAUGGAUUGAGUCUUGCUGGCCGCGCAAGAGACUCAUUCAAGACUCUUCAGUCCGUCGCAACCGACGCUCUCUGGUCUUGGGAUACUUGGGAUCUGAUCAGAUCGACUUGCAAGUACCAUCCUCGCCUCACUGUCGCUCUCGAAAUUCCUCAAAAGUUGCCUUCUUCGGCAAUUCAAUCGCGCUGGUUCUCCGAGCCUCUGCGUACCUUGAUGAUCCCCGAGUCGACCUUCGUGCACAACGCAAAGGGCUUCCCAGUGCUCAACAAGCCCAUCCAAGCUCUACUCACCCGCUACAUGCGCCUCAAGACCGUCCCCUGGAUCAUUCUCUCCAACGUCGGUCCCAUUCCCGGCCAAGACCACCCAGGCAUGCCCGUCAACCUGCCCUCCAGAUCCAUUUCUCCCGAGCUCCCCACCCCAGCUCAAUCUCAAUCCAAACGCAAGCAACAGCAACAACAAAAGCCUAAGGAUUUGACACCCUACUUGAGUUAUAUGCGCCAUCUACAACGCACACAGCCCCCUCGCCCCAUUAUCGACCGCUUUGCAGCCGGAUACCAGGAUUUCUUGCAAUCGCCUCUGCAGCCCUUGACUGAUAACCUCGAAUCCAUCACAUAUGAGGUCUUUGAGAAGGACCCUAUUAAGUACGAGUGGUACGAACGUGCUGUUGCCGCUGCCCUCAAGGACUUGCACCAGAAACUGCAAAGACCUAUCGUCGUCGCUGUAGUCGGCGCAGGCAGAGGACCUUUGGUAACCCGCUGCCUAAAAGCUUCAGCCAGCACAGGCAUCCCCGUGCAGCAAUGGGCAGUAGAGAAGAACCCCAACGCCUACGUCCUGCUCCAACGCCGCAACGCCACCGACCCCCUCUGGAACAAGCGCGUCACGGUCGUAAAAACCGACAUGCGCGCCUGGAAAGGCCCUCUCCUGUCCGCUGACCCCGCCACACCCGCAAAAGUAGACAUCCUGGUCUCGGAGCUUCUCGGUAGUUUCGCAGACAACGAACUCAGUCCCGAGUGCUUGGAUGGCGUGCAACAUGUUUUGCACCCCGAGCAUGGUAUCAGUGUACCUACUUCCUACACUGCGCACUUUACCCCCAUUGCGCAUCCCAAGAUUUAUGCAGAGUUGCUGGGAAGAGGUGAUGCGGAUAAGGAUAAGUGGGAGUUGCCGUAUGUGACUAUGUUGCAUCAAUACGAUGACCUUUGUAUCUCUGCCGCUACGGGAACCCCUGAUAUACAAACAGCGUGGGAGUUCACUCAUCCUUUGCCCUCGGCCAUUCUCCAGCAAUCUGCUUUGCGCAGAGGUGGCAGUGUACAAGCUGGUGGCAGUGGAAUGGUGGGCGGAGACGGUUGGAACGAACAUAAUGCUCGUUUCUGCCAUUUGCGUUUCACUGCUUCGUCGAGAGGCGUUUGUCACGGUUUGGGAGGAUACUUUGAGACUGUUCUUUAUACGCCUGAGGACAAGAGCAAGAAAGCUAUUGAAUUGAGUAUUAACCCUAACACCAUGGAGGAAAAGAGCAAGGAUAUGAUUUCUUGGUUCCCGAUUUUCUUCCCGCUGAAGACACCUCUUACCAUCCCCACCGCCUCUGAGAUCGAAGUGUCCAUGUGGCGCCAAACCGACGACAGAAAAGUAUGGUACGAAUGGCAGGUCGAAGUGUUUGUUUCGGUCAAUGGAGUGCGUCAACGCGUUGCUACUAGCGAGUUGCAUUCGUCUAUCAAGAAUGGAUGUUUGAUGUAG
This is a messenger RNA of Aureobasidium namibiae CBS 147.97, 2301 nucleotides long. Its product is annotated as protein arginine N-methyltransferase HSL7. Lineage: Eukaryota; Fungi; Ascomycota; Dothideomycetes; Dothideales; Saccotheciaceae. The coding region runs from base 1 to 2301 and encodes 766 amino acids. Gene Ontology annotation, biological process: regulation of DNA-templated transcription; peptidyl-arginine N-methylation. Gene Ontology annotation, cellular component: nucleus; cytosol. The transcript is spliced from 3 exons. The record is from RefSeq and is a predicted model, not a curated record.